AUGGAGAAAGAGACCGGAGCUGGUGGGAAGAGCACUAUGGACAUCGAGUCUGGGAAGGAGGGUAUCUCACACUGGAAGCUGAUCACGGAUCAAGGCGUCGUAACAAAUGAUAUUGUGAACUGGGAGUACGAGGGUGAGGGCACAGAGGAUGACCCGUAUGUCGUCGAAUGGAUAGACAAUGACCCAAGGAACCCUAUGACAUGGGCGAAGACGAAGAAGUGGAUCAUGGCCCUUACCGUCGCGAACUCGGUUCUCAUCGUAUCCUUCUGCUCGUCCGCAUUUUCUGGGGGUAUUACGCAGAUCAUGAUAGAAUUCAGUGUCAGCCAAGAAGUGGUCACACUUGGUGUAUCGCUUUUCGUCCUCGGUUUCGCUCUUGGUCCGCUACUCUGGGCUCCCUUCUCUGAACUAUACGGGAGGCAGCUCGUCUUCACCGGAACCUUUCUUGCCUUCGUCGCUUUCAACGCCGGUGCUGCUGGUGCCCCAAAUAUCCACGGUCUCCUCCUGCUCCGAUUCUUCGCCGCUGCUUUCGGAUCCAGUCCGCUUACGAAUGCGGGCGGUGUCAUCGCUGACCUGUUCUCGGCGAACGAGCGUGGAUUAGCCAUGAGCAUCUUCUCUGCUGCGCCGUUCAUGGGACCUGUCCUUGGUCCGAUCAUCGGUGGAUUCCUAGGAAUGACCGAGGGUUGGCGUUGGGUGAAUGGUCUGAUGGCCAUUUGGUCCGGUUGUAUCCUGAUCGCCACCGUCUGUCUAGUCCCUGAGACGUAUCCUCCGGUACUGCUAAGGAGACGUGCGGAGAGACUUUCGAAGCUGUCUGGGAAAGUAUACCGGUCCAGGACUGAUAUCGAUCAAGGCAAGGUCACACUCGGAGAGGCUUUUUCGACUGGCCUCAAGCGACCCUGGAUCCUCCUCUUCUGCGAGCCAAUCGUCCUGCUUCUUUCCCUGUACCAUGCCAUCAUCUACGGUAUCCUGUACAUGCUCUUUGGUGCUUUCCCCAUUGUGUACCGUAUCGGCCGUGGCUGGAACGAGGGUAUCAGUGGUCUGCCUUUUGUGGCUGUAGCCAUCGGUGUAUUGCUCGCCAUCGCCUACGUCAUUCUGUUCGACAACAAACAGUACAUGAAGAGAGUCAAGGCAUCUGGCGUUGGCUACACCACUCCUGAGGCGCGGCUUCCCAUGUGCAUCGUGGGUGGCAUUGCCCUCCCCAUCGGUCUCUUCUGGUUCGCGUGGACGAAUGGGCCAUCGGUGCCAUGGGCAGCCAGUGUGGUGGCUGCGAUUCCAUUCGGCUUUGGCCUGGUCCUCAUUUUCCUCUCGAUCAUGAACUACCUCAUCGACUCUUACACGAUCUUCGCUGCGUCUGUACUUGCGGGCAACGGUAUCAUCCGAUCGGUAUUCGGUGCUGCCUUCCCCUUGUUCACCAAGCAAAUGUAUGACAGGCUCGGAAUUCACUGGGCGUCUUCGAUUCCAGCCUUCCUCGCCGUCGCAUGCAUUCCGCUACCCUUCAUCUUCUACAGGUACGGCGCCGCCAUUCGCAAGAAGUGCAAGUACGCUGCCCAAGCCGAUGCCUUUAUGCAGCGCGUCCGCGGUAUGCAGGCGGCUAAGGCGGCCAAGGCACAGCAACAAGCUGCUGGCGAAGACACCCCUGACGAUUCUCGCGCGGCAACUCUGCAGGCCGAGGAGGCCGAGCACGAGGUGCACGAGGAGAGCGCACCUCAGUUCGCAGAACUGAAGGCGGAGAAGGAGUCAGAUGGAGAGGUCCUGAAGAAAGUCCAGACCGGACGGUCGACGCGGAGUAGGCGAACCAUAAGGGCGGAAGAUGACUUCUACGACAAUCCUUACGAGAUUGAUCGUGUGCAUACGAGGGAAAGCUUCGUUGGAAGGCCGAGGGCAACCAGUGGUGCUAGCGUCCGACGAUGA
This is a messenger RNA of Cucurbitaria berberidis CBS 394.84, 1908 nucleotides long. RefSeq names its product MFS general substrate transporter. The transcript is spliced from 2 exons. Gene Ontology annotation, molecular function: transmembrane transporter activity. Lineage: Eukaryota; Fungi; Ascomycota; Dothideomycetes; Pleosporales; Cucurbitariaceae. Gene Ontology annotation, biological process: transmembrane transport. Bases 1 to 1908 code for a protein of 635 amino acids. The record is from RefSeq and is a predicted model, not a curated record.